Messenger RNA from Owenia fusiformis, 6051 nucleotides. Lineage: Eukaryota; Metazoa; Annelida; Polychaeta; Sabellida; Oweniidae. The record is from the annotation of a GenBank genome assembly.
AUUCUGCAACAGCUAAGUGAAGACUUUUCAGAAGAAAAUUCAGAUCAUUGCAGGAAAACUCGGAUAUUACAGUAUGUCUGCGACUAGAUCUACUGUGUUGGUGAUCGUAGGUGAAAUUUUGUCCCCUCAACACAAGGAUUUAGUUUUGGAGCAGUUGACAAAAGGAUUCAAGUCCUGGGAUGUUGCAGCUACAGGGUGUGCCAUAAAUGAGGAACUCAACAAUUUGGUUGCAGAGAACCCCAAAGGAGAACAGGGAGCAUGUGGAGAAACGGUGAUCCACUAUGAGGGCGCCACCGCAACUUUCGACAUCCUCAUCAACCCACCAAUCGCAGUCGUCAAACAGACCCUCAAGGCCGUUCUUGCAAUACCUAGCAACCAUCGCCAUAUUGUUUUUGCUGGGCAUGCAUUUACCGGCACUGGAGCCUGGAUCUUGCAGGAUGAUGUUUUUAAGUAUGAGGAUUUCGUCCAGGCUACCAAAGAUGGUCAAGUACAAAAUAAUGUUAAACAAAACGGUGGUUCCAUGACGAUACAGGCUUUUAAAGAAGGAAAUUGGAAUACUGAGCACUUUGCUAAAACAGAGAUCGGAAAGUCACUCAAAGUGACUGUGAAUGCAGGAGAGACAUUGACUGAUUUAAGUGGCGUUCUUCAAUUAACCGCUUUCAUAGGGGACAGUCUUAACCCUUUGGAGGCCCAAGAGUUGUUAAAAUCAUCCCAAGUAGUCGGAAACAUUCGCUUUAGUAGACCCACCCUCUAUAUAUUCCCAGGCGCAGAGGGGGACUCCUCUAUGUUUGGAAUUAGUGGAUUCAAUUUGCUAAUAGAUGGUGGCUACAGCAAGAAAUCAUCAUUUUGGGACUUUACACGUCACAUUGAUAGAGUCGAUGCAAUUCUCAUGACUCACAUCGGUGCAGAUAAUUUAUUUGGAAUAAGCAGCCUAGUACAGAAGAAAACCACUGAAAUUGUCCACCCUGAGAUUGGAUUUAUGUACUUUAAUGCACCGGAAAAAGCCAAACAUUCCCCUAAUGGUGAUAGCCACCCUGAGAAUGGUGGCACAAUGAAGCCACCGAGCUUACUCGUGAAUCUGGUAGAGGAGGGCAACAGGAUCAUUGAAAAUCUCUCCGUUCUUGGUCAAGCUCCCCACCCUUGUGUCUCAACAGUUGCUGCAGGUCAAAUUGAGCCCAUUAAUCUCUACCAUAAAGUCGGCCACGGGUCUCUAGACAUGUAUAUUCUCAAUCCUCCCAAAGAUAGCAAAGAGAUGAAAGAUUUUUACCAACAGUGGAACAAGCAUGUCAACCAUUUCGCAGUACAGAAAUCCGGUAUGCCGCUUCCUAAUAUGCUCUCCAUUUGUGCUCUGUUGGUGUGGCGGCCCUCAGCGAAAGCCGAUAAAAUCACAAGGCUUCUGUUCCCUGGUGAUGCUCCUCAGAAUAGAAUAUUUGAAGGCCUCGAUAAAUUGAAGAAUCUUAAUAUACUUCAACAUCCCCAAUGCUGUGACCUUGAUUUGAGUGGCAAAGCUAAAAAGGUUACUGUCGGGAAACCUGCCAGAGCUCCUGUUACCAAAUCAGCGCCAGCUAAACGUCCAAGUCCCGACAUUAAGCCUGAACCCAAACAAAAUGGAACAAAGCCGAUAGGUAGAUCUGCCACCAAGCCUCCACAGAAAAUAGCCAAAGAUGAUCAUAAUAAGAAGAAAGAGCCAGGAAAGGAAAAGAAAGAUAAAAGCAAGUCGCCAGCAUCCACCCCAAGUUCAAGCAGUAAGAGCCCUGUAAAGGAGGUUCCAGAUCUUGUUCAAGUCAAAAAGGAAGUUGUCACUCCAGUAGCAGAACCUGUUCCUGUUGCUGAAAUAAAACAAGAGGUGGCAACUCCAAAUCCUGAAGAUUCACUUAUGCCAGUGAAUGAUAUGUCUCCGAUUGAGCCUGUUAAAUUAGUAGAUGCUCCUGCAGAAUCCACUCCACUUGAGGUAAACAAAGCUCCUACUCCACCCAUUGAUGAUGUCUCUGAGCCACUACUCAAUAUUGCCAAUAAAGAUCCUAGUCCUGAACCAGAGCCAGCAAGAGAACCAACACCCGAACCACCAAAGGAGCCAAGUCCCCCACCUAAAGCCCCAAGCCCUGAGCCAUUAAUUGAAACCACACCUACAUUACCACCUGUGGAAGGUCUCCUAGAUUUCAGCCAACCUUCACAACAGGAGACAACUUCUGAUGAACAACCCAUUGAUGCUGCCGAAAGCAAUAAAGCACCAGAAGUUGAAUCUGCUCCCCAGACAUCUAAUGAAUUCCCUGCAGAAACUGCCAAGUCUGAUCCUGUUCAUAUUGAUUCUCCUGAACCUCUGCCUGACCCAAUAGAGUACCCCCCUGUGUCUCAACAAGAGGAGGUCCCGCUUCUUGAACCCACUAAGGAUCUUGUAGAGGAUCCAGAGAAGGAUGUAGAUACAACUGAACUAGAGGACAGCCUAGAACCUAAACCACCUGGUGCGAGUAUUAUGACAGAUAGUCUCGAGCCCCAAGAACAAGAUGAUGAACCUGUCAUGGAGGGCAUUAAAUCUGUAUGUGAAGAGCCCGUUAAACUAAUGGAAGGUGUCCCUGUUGAAGCUUGCUAUCAAGAAACAAGAGAAAAGACAUAUGAGGAAAUGGGCAUUUAUGAUGAUGAUGCUGUUGGAACACAACCAACCAUUGAGACCAGUCCUAAAGAACCUGAAGUAGAAAAGAUCCAAGAACAGGCACCUGCUCAGACACUUGAGGACCUUGGUAUAUAUGAUAAUGAUGCUGAAGAUGAGCCAGUCAGGGAGGCAAGUCCUAAAGAACCUGAAAUUGCUGAAGAAGCAGAAAGUCAAGAACAGGCCCUGGAAUCACCAGAACAGCCACCCGCCCAAACCCUUGAGGACCUUGGUAUUUAUGAUAAAGAACCUGAAAUUGCCCAAGAAGCAGAAACACAAAAACAGGCCAUGGAAACACCAGAACAGCCAACUGCCCAAACCCUUGAGGACCUUGGUAUCUAUGAAAAAGAACCAGAAACACAAGAACAGGCCCUGGAAGCACCAGAAAAGAUUCCUGCCCAAACACUUGAGGACCUUGGUGUUUAUGAUAAAGAUCCUGAAAUUGCCCAAGAAGCAGAAACACAAGAACAGGCCAUGGAAGCAGCAGAAAAGGCUCCUGCCCAAACACUUGAGGAUCUUGGUGUCUAUGAUGAUGAAUCACCAGCAGUGUCAUCAGAACAUGAGCCACCAUCUGAGGAAUCUGGUGUAUAUGAUAAUGAAGCAGACCUUGCUGUUGCUGGCCAGGUCCUCAACCAACUGGUAGAUGUUGCAAGUGAUGUGCCUGCUAAUGAGGGGCAACUACAAGAAGAACCUCUGCAGUCAAAUCCUGAACCCCAACAACCAGAUUUUGAUUCCAAAUCCAGUGAUAAAAAAGCCCUUGAAGAUCUAGGUAUCUACGAUGAUGAUGCUGAUGUCAAGCCUCAAGCUGAUGUUGAACCAAUUGUUGAACGUGAAGCAAGUCCAGCAAGUGAACCACAUUCCCCAGAUGAAGAUCUUACACUAGAUGAGCCAGAGCAUGAUGAUCAGCUAGCAUUUGAACGGGACUCCAUUGAGAAAGAGGUGAUCAAACGUAACCCAGCUCCACCAACUAGCCAAUCCAUGGAAGUGAAUGGUUCAUCUGGAUCCACCUCACCUGACGGGGCCCCCUUGUUGGAUCUUGGUGCCCCAACUGCCCCUCAACCUGAUGUGAUCCAGCCUCCCACUGGGAACCUCCUCGACAACUGGGGUGAGCCCCAAGGCCUACCACCAGCUAACCUGUCUGUCUCUGAUGACUCAUCACCAUAUUCUGAUUCUGACUCCCCACCAUUGACCGAGCAAGAUAUUACACCUGAUCAACCUAACAAUCCAUUUGAUGUCAUAAAGGAUGGUGAUGUCAGUGAGCAGAUGCCAUCAACAAAUCCAUUUGUUGGUCUAGAAGAGAAAGUACUCCAACCAGAUGUUGUACCCCAGUGUAGCUCUAACCCAUUUGAUGAUAUUCCCACAGGAGGUUCUUUCCCACAACACAAUGGGGCCCAAAAUGUAGAUGACAACAGCUUUGAUCCAUUAAAGGAAUGGGGUGAACCCAUGAACCUUCCUGCCCCAACCCCUGGUGCUAAUACCACAAAGAAAUCCUCUGCCCCUAAGAAAGCAGAUCCGAAGAAACCUGCAGGCUCAGCUAAGGCAGCUGAUGCCACCAAGAAGCCUAUAAAGAAGGAACCAGGUACUGAACCCAAAACCAAACCUGGUAGAAGAUCUGAACCAGUCGCAGCUAGGAAACCUGCUGUCCCAACAGCCCUAAAGAAAGGCAGAGCCUCAACUCCUGGCAAUGAUGUUCCAACACCUGCUGCCACCAAGAGAGCUGCCACAGCUAAGCCAGCAGCUACUUCUGCAAGUAAACCAACACCAUCUAAGGCAGCUUCCAAGCGCCCUGCAACUGCCCCAGCUAAAUCAGCACCAGCAAAAUCCCCCUCCUUGGCUCCAGUAACUCCUGUCUACAUUGACCUAGCGUAUGUUCCAUCUCACGGAAACCCAAACCACACAGACCUAGAUUUCUUCAGACGUGUUCGUGCCAGGCAUUACGUCAUCAGUAGUCUAGAACCCAGCACAAAAACCAUGGCAGCCAUCUUGGAUGCUAAGGCAACUUGGGAAAACAAAGAGCUAGAAGUCACAAUAAUUCCGACAUAUGAUAAUGAUGCAUUGCGUCAUUGGAUGAGCCUAGAAAAGGACAGAUUAAGCGAAUUAAAGGUAGAUUUAGCGCCAUCAGCUAGUCGGUGUACAAUACAGCUACAAGAUCAUGAAACCAGUUGCGCCGCCUAUAGGCUGGAAUUCUAAAUUCUGACUAGUUUCUUAAUGACAGACAAUUGCUGUGGCUUCAGUUUUAUCUUGAUGUAAUAUAUCAUUUUAAAGCCAUGGUAUGAUGACCCAAUAGGGGUGAAAGGACAGGACAUGUACAGUAAGUUAUAGACCAUUAGACAGACAAUGUAGGGAUUCCAAAGUAAAGAACAGAUUGUUAUUUUCAGUGACACGAUAAGCAUAUAGCAAUUAGUGUGAUUCAAAAUACAUGAAGCUGAUAGUGUGACAUAAAAAGCGUGAAACUGUCGCUGAUAGUGUGACAAAAUAAGUGUGAUACUGCCGUUGUGAUUUUAAAACUGAAAACAUAGGAUGAGAAACAGUGAACUUGAAUUCGGAAGAAUAACCCACGAAGCAUCGAUUAAUGUAUACCGACACAGGGUAGUGAAACUGUUGUAUUAUGCAACACGCAAAAAGUCACUACAGAUAUUGUAUCGAUACAAUAAAUGAUACAGAGGAAGUUUAUGCAAGUGACUCCCAAUCAGAUUUGAACUCCAGUCUAACUUGCCCAGUGCUAAUGACAUUGAAGAUGGGGACAGUGAUCCGGGUGAAACAAAUACAUUUCGAUACGUGUGAAUUAUAAUAUAUCACCAGUACACUUAUAUAUGAUGUAUGAUAGUGUAACACAGUUCACAGUUAAGCAGAUAAUAUGGUUUUGUUGAAUGAAAUAAAUUUUUAAGAAUGCAUGAUACGAAUGAUACACUAUAAUGUUAGUAUUAUUAGCAAAGAUAAUACAGAUGGAAUAAUUAUUUAGUAAUUAGCUCAUUUUUUACGAGGAGAAACAUUGUAUCUCGCUACAAUGAUGGUGUGUUAUUAAAGGCAUUUGCACAGAUAUUUUUAAGUGAGAGUUUUUUUACUUAAGAUGAAUGAUUGAAUGUUUGUGAAAAUAUGGACUGUGACAAAAGACGACUCUGUAGAAUGAGAUUUGAAGCAAGCAUGGGGCAGGUGACUAAAAUACAGUCACUAAAUUUGGGUAACUUCAACAAGCUAUUAAAUUCAACCUAUCGCAAAUGUUAAAUUAAAUUCAAUGGUGACUUCUAUUUAUCCAAUAUAACAUAACUAAAAUUUAAAUCAUCCUGGGUCUAAAUUCAACCCAGUGACUUGUAUUUACAUUUAUGUCACUUUUAGGGAUCAAGUCAAUAUUUCAAUGUUAACCGGGUAUUUAAAAUUGAUGUGUUCCGACAGAAAUGUUACCC